AUGACAACGUCAUAUACCGUCAAAUUACACGUUUAUGAUUUAUCGGGAGGUAUGGCGAGGGCGCUGUCUCCUGGUUUGGUUGGUCGUCAAAUAGUUAUCGGAUUAGAUGGCAUAUGGCAUACAGCCGUAGUUGUUUAUGGCAUGGAAUGGUUUUAUGGGCAAGGAAUAUUAUUCGAAUUACCGGGACAAACACAAUAUGGCUCACCGAUACAAACAAUUGAUAUGGGUAACACCGAAAUCCCCCCAGAAAUAUUCAGAGAGUAUAUCGACGAGCUACGCGAGAUUUACACUAUGGAAAAGUAUCAUUUGUUGGAUAACAAUUGUAAUAAUUUCACGAAUGACGUGUGUCAGUUCUUGACUGGACGAGCUAUACCAGAGUCUAUUACUACUUUACCUGCAGAUUUUUUGACAACACCAUUAGGACAACAACUUCGUCCAAUAAUAGAAUCAAUGUUUGGGCAAAGUAGAUAUUCUUAA
This is a messenger RNA of Ambispora gerdemannii, 477 nucleotides long. Lineage: Eukaryota; Fungi; Glomeromycota; Glomeromycetes; Archaeosporales; Ambisporaceae. The record is from the annotation of a GenBank genome assembly.